AUGUGUCAACGUAAGUGUUAUCAAGGACCCAACAGGAGUUUCCCUAAGGCCCAACAAAGUGUCUCCAAGUCCCAACAGAAGUGUUUCAAGUCCCAAACAGCAGUGUCCCUAAGUCCCCAACAGGAGUGUCCCCGACACGAGUGUCCCCAAGUCCUCAACAGAAGUAUCCCCAAGUCCCCAACAGAAUUGCCCCAAGUCUCCAACGGAAGUGCCCCCAAGUGUCCAACAGAAGUUCUCCCAAGUCUCCAACAGAAGUGUCCCCAAGUCUCCAACGGAAGUACCCCCAGGUGCCCAACAGAAGUGUCCCCAAGUCUCCAACGGAAGUACCCCCAGGGGCCCAACAGAAGUGUCCCCAAGUCCUCAACAGAAUUGUCUCCAAGUUCCCAACAGAAGUGUCCUCAAGUUCCUAUCAGAAUUGUCUCCAAGUUCCCGACAGAAGUGUCCCCGAGUCCCCAACAGAAGUGUUCCCAAGUCCCCAACAGAAGUGUACCCAAGUUCCUGACAGAAGUGUCCCUAAGUCCCAACAGAAGUGUCCCCAAGUCCCAGCAGAAGUGUCCCAGGGUCUCCAACAGAAGUUUCCCCAAGUCCCAGCAGAAGUGUCCCAGGGUCCCCAACAGAAAUGUCCCCAAGUCCCCAAAAGAAAGGUCCCAAGUCCCCCAACAGAAGUGUCCCCAAGUCCCCAAAAGAAGUGUCCAGCAAAAAGAAAGCUGUGCUGCCGAAAUCGUUUAG
Molecule: messenger RNA, 729 nt
Organism: Hyalella azteca
Lineage: Eukaryota; Metazoa; Arthropoda; Malacostraca; Amphipoda; Hyalellidae
Product: thioredoxin domain-containing protein 2-like
Exons: 1
Coding region: 1-729 (242 amino acids)
Source: RefSeq, a predicted model, not a curated record